Molecule: messenger RNA, 4566 nt
Organism: Plasmodium berghei ANKA
Lineage: Eukaryota; Apicomplexa; Aconoidasida; Haemosporida; Plasmodiidae
Product: conserved Plasmodium protein, unknown function
Exons: 1
Coding region: 1-4566 (1521 amino acids)
Source: RefSeq, a predicted model, not a curated record
AUGGAUUUAAAAGAUAAUAUAAAUACAGGCAUAUUGGCUGAUACUAGCAACGAAAGACAGGAAACUAUAGUAGAAAAUGACACAAAUAAUGAACAACGAAACAAUGUAGACGAAAAUAAUGAAGACAAUGCAAAACGAAAUAAUAUAGAAGAAAAUAAAGACCAAACAAAUGAAGACAAUGAAAAAGAUACAAUGGAAGAGAAAAACGCAAGUAUAACAAUAAAUCCAAAUUCUGUACAUGUUACUAAUGAUGUUGAAAAUGGUGAUCGUAAAAAUAUAUAUUUAAAUUUUAUGGAUAAAAAUAGUUCAAAUACCGAAAAUUCUGCAAAUUUAAGUCCAAUUGAAAAAACACAAGAAAUUUCUGAUAGUAGUAAAAAUGAGAAUAAUUUAGAUAAAGAAAAUAAAUCUAUAUCACUUGAAAUAGAAAAAGAGAAAAACAAUCUUCAAAAUUAUGAAAAUAGCAGCAUGGGAAAUCCCUCUUUAAGCGUAACAAAUAAAAUUAACCCUGAAAAAAAAAAAAAUUCAUAUGUAAAUACUGGCCCAUUAUACAUUGAAGUGAAAGGGCUUUUAGAGGUUCUUAAUGCACAAGAUUUUGCAAAUAAUAUAAAAAGCAACAACUUUGAAGAAAAAGGGAAAUCUCCAUUUCUUAGUAAGCGUUCAACCAGUGUUCCAAAUAAAAUAGUUCCAAAAAGUUUUGUUCUAAAUAAAGUAAUUCCUAAAAUUAUUCAUAAAGACAUAAAUAAACAAAAUAAUAAAAGUAAAGCAUAUAUUCCAAAAAAUGUAGAAAUAUCCAAAACCAAAAAUAUACCUAAAGCACCUUUGUUAACGAAAUCAUACUUAAAUCCGUUGAAUACAAUGAACAAAAAUGAGGUGAAUAACAAAAUGCCAGAUUCUAACAAAUCGAAAGGAGUUUUUAGAAACACACCAAAAAAAAGUAAGCCAUCAAUCGAAUCAAAAAUAAAACCGAAAGAAAUGUUUAAAACGAAUUUUAUACCUUUAAAAGAAAUUAAUAAUGAAAAUGAAAAUAUAGAAAACCCCAAAACAGAAAAAGCUGUUUUCAAAUUUGUUCACAAAGUGUUACCUACAUUAAUUAAAGAAAAACAUGUUAAAUCUAAAGCGCCUCCUAAAAGUGAUAUAAAAAAUACAAUAGAAAAUUUAAAAAAAAAAUCGGAAAUAAAAAAUGUAAAACAAAAUUUAAAUUUAAAAAAAAAUAUUAAUGAUACACGGAAAGUCCCAUUAAUCACUAAAAAAAAAAUUACACAAAAACCUAAUGUUAUACAUAAAAAUAUACCUUUAAAGGCUGAACUUAUUAAAAAAUCCAAACCAUUGUUAGACAUGAAAAAAAAUAUUGUAAAAAAACCAAUUUCAAAAUUGAUAAGCGAAAUUAAACCGAAAGAAAAGCCACAAAAAAAGAAAAUUAUACUUAAUAAUGCAUCGGAUAAUAAAGAGCCAGUUCUUGACACUUCAGUAGAAAGUAACAAUCUCAAAUUAAAGGAUGAUGUACCUAUAGAUAAAGCAGAAGCUGAAGGCGACAAAGAGCAAAUAGAAAUAAAUAUAACUGACAAGAAAGAGCAAACUGAAACAGAAAAUAAAAAAACGGCGGUAUUAAAUGAGAAUGAAACUGCAGAAAAUGAUACUGUAAAUGUAAAAAAUAUCCCUGAAAAUAACACAAAAAUUGAUAAUAAUGAUAAUAAGGAAAUAAAAAAUGAUGAAAAGGGUGACAUUUUAUCUAAUGAUGCAAAAGUAGAAGAUACUGUGAAUGAUUCUGCCCAUAUAAAAGAGGAAAAUAUCAGCGAAAUAGCAGGUGAUAUCCCUAUCAUAGAAGAAGAAAAUAUAGAUGAAACGUUGGAUGAUAUUGAAGGUAUAAAAUCAGAACAAGUUGGCGAAACUUUGGACAACUUAGGAAUAAAAUUAGAACAAAUUGAAGAUAUUUCGAAUAAUGCUUCAGAUAUAAACGUAGAAAAAACUGAUGAUAUUAUGAAGGAUUCUAAAGAUGUGAAAAAGGAAAUUUUAGAGGAUGUUGGCAAUGUUACAAAUUUAAAUGUGGAAAAGGUAGAAACUGUAGAUAAUGUAAAUAUAUCUAACAUGGAAAAAGGAGAGGAAAAAAAGAAUAUUAAAGAAGAUCAAAAAUUUGAUAAUAAAAAGAAAGAAUCAGUAGGAAAUCUUAAAGAAAUAAAAAUCAAAAAAAAAACAGAUUUAAAAAAAGGCGUUGACCAAAAAAUGAAUAAAAGAACUCCAAAAAAGAGUGAUCAAAUAUUAUCAAAAAAUGAAAAUGCUAUAUCUUCACUGAGCUUAAAACAAAAAACGACACCAUUUACAGUAAAACAAAAAGCGGCACCAUUUACCGUAAAACCAAAAGCAGCACCGUUUAGCAUAAAACAAAGUAUGAAAUCAGAAUUAACUUUAAAAGGGAAAAAUAGUAUGAAAAGUUCACCAAACGUUUUGAAAUUAAAAGCAGAUAUUAAUGUGAAUUCAAAAGACAAAAAAGAUUUAAAAGCUGAAAAAAUUAAUGAUUUAGACAAAAAUAAUGUUAGUAAUAAGACAAUUCCUAUCCCACUAAGAAAAAGUGCAGUGCCUAUGAAAAAGGCUAAUGGUGUAAAAAAAAUGUCAUUAAGCAAAAACUUUAUUAAAGGUUUCGACUUAGAAAAAAGAGUAUUAAAAAAAAUUAACAGAUCAAAUAGUGAUAAGAAUAUGAAAAAGAAAUCACAAGAUGAUAUCGUUUACAAUAAAAGUAAUUCUAAAAGCGUUUCAUCUGCAUCUUUAAAAAAUUCAAUGUCUGUUAUAAAAAAAAAAGAAUUAGGUAAAUCAAAAUCUGAUAAUAUUAAUGAAAUAAUGUUAAAUAAGAGUAAGACUACAUUAUCUUCGAAAUCUGAGAGCAAUGCUCACAAUACAUUAGAAAAAGAGGAUACUAUUAUGAAAAAAUCAGAUUUUAAAGAAAACAAAUUAUUUAAUAAAAAGAAAUCAACGAGUUCAAAAAUAUUAAAAUUGAAUGGAAAGGAAAGCAUGCCAUCUUAUAUAGGUAAAUCUAAUUUGAUUAAUAACGAUGACAACAAAAAUAAAAAUUCAGCUUUAGAAAAAAAUGAAGUAUCAUCGUCUAAGGGUAUUUUUGAAUUAGACAAAAUAAACAAGCCUUUAAAAAAAUCUAAAUCAUUAAAAAGGCAAAAAUCGAAGGUAAAUAAAAAGAUAAAUAUGAGUGAAGACAUGUCAAAUGGUGAAGAGAAAGUUGUGACGAAAACCCCAAAGUUAACUAGCUCAAAAAAGAUGAAAAAUAUGCCCUCACAAAUAAAAAUGGAUAAAAAAAUAAAAAUAAUAAAAUCAGACACAGCACAAAAAGGAACAAGUAAUAAUAUAAUUAAAAUGAAAGAGAAAAAGGGUUCAAAAAAAAAUAAAACAAAUGAUAAUGGAAUGAAUGCUUUUUCAGGAGGAGCUAAUGCAAUGCUAAAUAAAGAAUUAGAAAAAAUAAAGCCUUUAAAAGAUAAAUGGAAAAAUAAUUAUGUAACUCCAAGAAUUGGACGAUAUGACAUAGUAGAUAGUUUUAAUAUAAAAUCACAAAUGAUCAAUUCAGAUUAUUCUAAUAAUAAUUCCCAUUCUGGUGCUCAUUCGUCAUCUCAAUCUACAUCAUCCAAAAAAUUUUCAAAAAACAAGAACACUGAUAAAAUAGGCAAAAUUAAUAGAAAUAUAAAUAAUGAAAACAACUCGUAUAAUCAAUCACAAAAUUUAAUGAACAGAACAGAACAUAAUAGUUUAACAAAAAUGGACAUUCCGACAACAUUAUCUUCAUCCAUGAAUAAAAAUUGCAUACCUUUAGAUGAUGAAAGGAGAUAUCGAAGUAUAGGAAAUAUUGAAUUUUUGAACUUAAGAAAAUCACCAUCAUUAAAUAUGAAUAAAAUAAAAUCAGAUAAUGCACUAAGAAAUUUAUCUUUUCAUGUAAAACUAGAACAGCCUAAAGAAAUUAAAAUAAAAGGUACUCCUGAUUUGUAUUUAAAUAAAUUAUAUUCUACAAAUUCCGUAGCAGAAAAUUCGAAUGAAAGCAAAAAAUGUAAUUAUAAUUGUAUGUUUAAUAAAUGUUAUCCUACAAAUACUAAUACAAAUUCAUGUGGAAGAAAGGAAUCUACGAUUCAAAACUUUAGUUCAUUAUUCAAUGUAAAUAAUAAAUAUAUACAAUAUAAUACGAACCCAGGAAUUAGAGUUAUGUCCCAUAAUAGUCCAAUGAAAAUGUCUAGUAUAUAUGAAUCUGAAUUAUUUCCGAAGAAAUUUAGUAACGAAUUUAAUGGGCAAAUGGGUGGCAAUAUUAGUAGACGAUUUAGUACGCAAGUGGGAAUACCAACAAGUAGACAAUUCAGUAAUCAAUUAAGUAGUCAAUACAGCAAGCAAUCCAUUGGACAUAUGAGCAGGUAUAUGAGUAAUCAAAUAUCAGAAAAGAAGGAAAACUCAAAUCAGGUUCCUUUGAGUGGACAAAUUAAUUCAAGAUCAUAUUUUAACAAAUCAUUUUCAAACAAUGGCUCUCUUAAAAUCCCCAAAACGUCAGCAUGUGGUACAACAAUGAAUUAUUGUAGUUGUAUUUAA